Messenger RNA from Cygnus olor (mute swan), 2021 nucleotides. It is a transcript of the gene RPAP2, whose product is annotated as RNA polymerase II associated protein 2. Gene Ontology annotation, molecular function: RNA polymerase II CTD heptapeptide repeat phosphatase activity; RNA polymerase core enzyme binding. The transcript is spliced from 13 exons. Gene Ontology annotation, cellular component: nucleus; cytoplasm. Bases 57 to 1910 code for a protein of 617 amino acids. The record is from RefSeq and is a predicted model, not a curated record. Lineage: Eukaryota; Metazoa; Chordata; Aves; Anseriformes; Anatidae.
UGAGAGGUCAGGGGGAGGGGGGAGGGAGCCGGCAACCGGCAGCCACCACCACCACGAUGGCGGCCAGGAGGCCGCAGGGCAGCGCCAAGUGGAAGCCCGGCCGGCGCCGCGCAGGAAAUAAACAUUCAGGUGCUCUGGAAAAUGAAGACGUUACUCAGAGGAAAGCAGCCCUGGAGGCUGCUAGUAGAAAGAAGAUUGAAUUUGAGAAAAAAGCACUGCAUAUUGUUGAGCAGCUCUUGGAAGAGAACAUUACUGAAGAGUUCCUUCUGAAUUCUGGAAAAAGUAUUACUCCAUCUCACUAUAAAGAUAUUGUUGAUGAACGGUCUAUCAUCAAAUUAUGUGGUUAUCCUAUAUGUCAAAAUAAACUGGAAAAUGUGCCAAAACAGAAGUACAGAAUUUCAACAAAAACUAACAGAGUUUAUGAUAUUACUGAAAGAAAGUGCUUCUGCAGCAACUUCUGCUACAGAGCAUCUAAAUAUUUUGAAGCUCAAAUUUCCAAAAGUCCAGUAUGGAUGCGAGAAGAAGAAAUACCACCAGACAUAGAGCUGCUGCAGGAGGGGCAGAGCGGCGAGUCUGGAGAAGAGGUGAAACUACGUGAUGAAGCAAUUAAAGCUUCUGACAUUGAAAAUCCUAGGCUAUCUUCAAAUCCAUGUGAAUCUACUUCUCAUGACACAGCCAGUGACAGCAGUAGUGAUACCGAACAAGAAUUUGUUUCUUCUGUUCUACCAGGAAGUCAGUCAAGUUCAGCUAAUCUUGCACAGCAAUUGCACAGAAACAGCAUCCUCAAAAAGAAACAUAUUCCGAAAGCCUAUUCCAGCCCUAAAGCUGAAGACUUGGAUGUGGUAGAAGCCACUGAACAACUAUCUAAUUGUAAAUUUGAUGUUCAGGAUGAAAUGCAUGCUUGCUCUGUUCGAAAUAACGUAACUGCAACACCUUCAAAAAAUACUACUUCAGGAACAUCAAAUGCUUCAGAAAACUAUGAAAACACCUAUAGUGGAUCACAGAUAGUUUUUCUAGGUGUGAGCAAAAAAGGGGCAGAACGUCUUACAAGAAUACUAGCUAACUCAAAACAAUAUAAAAAAAUUGAACUGCAGGAUCCAGUUAAUUCCUUGGCUGCCAAAGGCAGUUUAUUAGAAGUCCUUAAGCAAACACUUACUGAAUGGAGAACUGAGGAAACUUUAAAAUUUCUCUAUGGUCCAAACUAUACUUCUUUAUGCUCAUCAGAAUGCAAAUCAUCCGCCAACCAAGAAAGUGAAGAACUUGAUGAGGAUGACUUAGAUGCAGCUGAUGAUCUUGACACUGUUGCAGCAGGGGAGUCUGAAAACAGUUUGAACUAUUCCUUACCUUAUACAGGCUCAGGUGGAGUAGCUAAGCCUGUGCCUAGUUACGAAAAGUUAAAAGAAGAAACAGAAUUCCUAGAACUCCGAGUAAAAGAGUUCUAUAAAGGGAAGUGCAUCUUGGCUGAAGAGGCAGUGACACAUGCACAAACAGAGGAACUUCCAAGCAAAGACAAAGAUGAUGAACAGCAAGAUCUCACGUUCCCACUUGUUGAUUCAAAUGCACAAAUGCAGAUUAGAAAGCGAAUCGUCCUUGAAAAACUGAGAAAAGCAUUACCUGCAGUUUUGGGCCCUCUUCAGAUUACUCUAGGGGACGUUUACACAGAGCUAAAAAAUCUUGUGAAAACUUUCCAGUUAACAAACAGAAACAUUAUUCACAAAAUGCCUGAAUGGACUCUAAUUGCUAUCGUUCUGUUAUCUGUAUUGUCACAAAUUAGUCCAGUUUUCAAGAACACUCAGACAAGCCCAACGUACACACAGUUCCUGACCACGUUGCUAGAAGAACUGCAUUUCAAAAAUGAAGAUCUGGAAAGUUUAACAAGAAUAUUUAGGAAGGACAGCCUACCUGAAUGAACAAAACAAUCAUCUUUACAUCUCCCGCUAUCUGAAAUAAGGACAUGGAGAACAAAAAAGAACCUUCAAUUGUUGGAUAUUUUAAAAUGAAAAUAAAAUAAAGAAUUCAUU